AUGGAUUACCAAGCUCCUGCUCCUGCUGCCGGUGGCCGUGGUUGCUACAACUGUGGCGACAACUCUCACCGCGCUGCUGAGUGCCCUACCAAGGGAACUCCUACCUGCUACAACUGCGGCGAGAAGGGCCACGUCAGCCGCGAGUGCACAUCUCCCCAGGCUGAGAAGACGUGCUACCGUUGCGGCGGUACCGGCCACAUCUCCCGCGAGUGCACCAAGGACGGCGGUGCGCAGAUGGGCGGCCGUGGUGGCGGUUCCGGUGGCCAAGAGUGCUACAAGUGCGGCCAACAGGGUCACAUUGCCCGCAACUGCUCCCAGGGCGGCGGCUACGGCGGUCAACAACAGGGUGGAUACGGUGGCCGUGGAGGAUACGGUGGCGGCCAGGGUGGCUACGGUGGAGCGCGCCAGACUACCUGCUACUCAUGCGGCGGCUUUGGCCACAUGAGCCGUGACUGCACCCAGGGCCAGAAGUGCUACAACUGCGGUGAGGUCGGCCACUUGUCGCGCGACUGCCCCCAGGAGACAUCGUCUGAGCGCGUCUGCUACCGCUGCAAGCAGCCUGGCCACGUUCAGAGCGCGUGCCCCAACUAG
Molecule: messenger RNA, 591 nt
Organism: Plenodomus lingam JN3
Lineage: Eukaryota; Fungi; Ascomycota; Dothideomycetes; Pleosporales; Leptosphaeriaceae
Biological process (GO): positive regulation of cytoplasmic translation
Cellular component (GO): cytoplasm
Molecular function (GO): single-stranded RNA binding; mRNA binding; translation regulator activity
Source: RefSeq, a predicted model, not a curated record